AUGACUUCGUUUUCUGAUAUAAUCGCCGUCGGUGACAAUGUGAUAUCCGAUUUGUUGAAACUGGUCGAUGGAGGUGAUGAAGGUUGGGAUCAUCUGUGGACAGAGGACGAGAUAGUUCUCCACACCAGAAAAGGGUCUGAAUCAUGUGCAGUCGAUAUUAUCAGAUGCCGAACAAUUCUAAAAAACACCAACACUGCUGUUGUGAAGGCUUUGUUAGCUCCAUGGCUACCAUAUCGAUUACAAUGGGACGAUCUCAUGCAGAAAUGUGAACUCAUCAAAGAAUUCGACAAUGGCUAUCGUCUUAUGCAUCACGUGACCAAGAAGAAAUUCCCUCUGUCAGCUCGUGAUUCGUACGAAGGAGAUCGAAUUCUCAUGGCUGCGAGGAGUAUACAGACAGCCGGUCCAGCUCCAACCAACGAUGUUGUGCGAACAUACCAACAUCUCGGAGGGUACCGCAUCAGCAGCACUGGAGAGAAUUCGGUCGACUUCACCAUGUACUUCCAAUGUGAUCUGAAUGUGAAAGUCCCGUCGUUUGUGCAGAAGUUAAUAGACAAGGCCAAGCCGAGGUUCAUGUGCGACAAUAUGAAGGCACUUCGUAAGGCGUUGACAACAUUCAAAGUCGAUCCACUCCAUAUUGAGAAAAUGUAA
This is a messenger RNA of Angiostrongylus costaricensis, 648 nucleotides long. The record is from the annotation of a GenBank genome assembly. Lineage: Eukaryota; Metazoa; Nematoda; Chromadorea; Rhabditida; Metastrongylidae.